Messenger RNA from Protobothrops mucrosquamatus (brown spotted pit viper), 654 nucleotides. Its product is annotated as DLA class II histocompatibility antigen, DR-1 beta chain-like. Gene Ontology annotation, molecular function: MHC class II protein complex binding. The record is from RefSeq and is a predicted model, not a curated record. Gene Ontology annotation, cellular component: MHC class II protein complex; membrane. The annotation marks the transcript as partial. Lineage: Eukaryota; Metazoa; Chordata; Lepidosauria; Squamata; Viperidae. Gene Ontology annotation, biological process: immunoglobulin production involved in immunoglobulin-mediated immune response; antigen processing and presentation of exogenous peptide antigen via MHC class II; peptide antigen assembly with MHC class II protein complex. The transcript has 3 exons.
GCCCAUUUCCUGGUCCAGUGGAAGACCGAGUGCCAUUUCUUCAACGGGACGCAGCGGGUGCGAUACCUGGACAGGCACUUGUACGACCGGCAGGAGAUGGACUACUACGACAGCGACCUCGGGAAAUUCGUGGCCGUCACUCCGUUGGCGCAGCCCGAUAUGGACCAGUGGAACCGAGACAAGCAGCUCCUGCAGUACGAGAAGGCCUUCGUGGAUUCCUUCUGCCGACACAACUACGAGGUUCUCCAGGGCGGCCCCGUGGUUGGCCGGAGAGCCAAGCCCACCGUCUCAAUCUCCCCCACCAAGCUGGACCCCGCUUCCCCCAACACCAUCCUCCUCUGCACCGUGAGGGGCUUCUACCCUGUGGAGAUCAAGGUCCGGUGGCUGAAGAACGGGCGGCUGGAAGAGGAGGGCGUGGCCUUCGGGGAGGAGCUCCAGAAUGGAGACUGGACCUACCAGCUCCAGGUGAUGCUGGAGACCCAGCCCCAGCGGGGGGAUAUCUACGCCUGCCAGGUGGAGCAUGCCAGCCUGGAGGCCCCAAUCACCGUCCAAUGGGAGCCCCGUUCCUCCAACUCUGCCAAGAGCAAACUCUGGAUGGGGAUCGUUGCAGCCAUGAUCGGGGUGAUCUUCUUCACCAUGGGGCUCUCCCUCUAC